This is a messenger RNA of Cuscuta campestris, 1480 nucleotides long. NCBI's taxonomy places the organism in Eukaryota, Viridiplantae, Streptophyta, Magnoliopsida, Solanales, Convolvulaceae. The record is from the annotation of a GenBank genome assembly.
AGAGAACACAAGAGCGCAAGAGCGAUUGUAAGUUGUAACGCAACCCUCACCGCUUGCACCUAACUGACACAUGCCUAUGGACUGCCGUUUCCCUCCCACCUCGUUUGAUUGAGAUUCACGUUUCUUAGCGGCUUCAUUCUUUUUGCGUUCUUCUCCAAGACCCGAUUACUACAUCCUUCUUACAACACCUUGGGGGGCAUGUGGGUUAAUUUUUCUUCACCUUUUUCUCAGCCUCUCAGGAACUUUUUUCCACUAGUGCACGAGCUAUGUUGAUGGAUAUCAUAUUUUAGCAGAGAUUCAGUUUCACGGUCAUUGGCUGUUCAUAAUGGCAGUUGCUAGAAGGACCGCAAUGGCAUUUGAGACUUAUCAAAAUCAAGCACAGACAUUGGUUAAGAACUAUGUGCUAUCUGACUCUUUUAUUCCAUACACGUCUGUCCUUAGUGGCAUGAUUGCUGGCAAAAUGGUCUAUGAUCUAUCGCAGUUGAUUAGUACAUUUUACUUCAGAAGUUAUAUUAGCCUUACAAAGAUUCAGCGGACUGAAUGGAACAACCGUGCUAUGUCAACCAUCCAUGCCAUCUUCAUAUCUGUUAUGUCGUCGUACUUUGUCUUCUGGUCCGAUCUCUUCUCUGAACAUCGUUUGGUUGGGCUUCUGACAUUCCAAAAUUCAUCAAUGUCAACCUUUACAUUAGGGGUGUCUGUUGGGUACUUUAUAUCAGAUCUUGGAAUGAUUUGCUGGCUUUAUCCAGCUUUAGGUGGAGUUGAGUAUGUUGUCCAUCACGCUCUUUCAGGAAUUGCUGUCGGAUAUUCGAUGUUUACUGGAGAAGGGCAAUUUUAUACUUUCAUGGUGCUCAUAUCUGAGUUGACAACACCAGAGAUCAACUUGAGAUGGUAUCUCGACACAGCUGGAUUGAAGAGAUCAAAUGCCUACUUGAUCAAUGGUGUUGCCAUAUUUUUUGCUUGGUUGGCUGCCAGAAUUCUGUUGUUUGUUUACAUGUUUCGUCAUGUUUACUACCACUAUGAUCAGGUCGUCCAGAUGCAUCCCUUUGGAAAUCUUUUGGUAUUGGUAGUGCCAGCAAUCCUUGGCAUUAUGAACCUGAUGUGGUUUGGGAAAAUUAUGAAGGGAUUGAAGAAGACAUUGGCAAAGACACUGUAAAUGAGAUGGUUUGGGAAAAUUGUGAAGGGAUUGAAGAAGACAUUGGCAAAGACAUUGUAAAUGAGAUGUUUAGGAUGAUUUCUUCGCCGCCUUGGGUUAAUACAAUUUCCUAGCAUCCUUUUUACAUUGUACAGAUACAAAACAUUGGCGAGUAGGCAUGGACUACAAGAGGAAAAAACCGCAAGCAUACGGGGGAUACACUAAUGUUGUCUGUUACUCUAACCACUGGGGUUCCAUAGAUUACUCACUUUCUGUGUACUUAUUUCAUGUGUAAAUGAAAGUUUCAGCAGAAAAUACGAAGUUGGAAAAUACACUAUUUAUGCGCGG